AUGAGUUUGAAGGGCAUCCAGAAGAGCAUUAUCCGUGCCCCACAAACGUUCAAGGCCAAGUUUAAUAUUGGCGAGCACACCAAAGAUGCGGUCUACACCGAUGCCGAACGCCGAUUUCAGGAACUCGAGAAGGAGACUAAGAAGCUGCACGAUGAAUCGAAGAAGUAUUUCGAUGCGAUUAAUGGCAUGCUGAACCACCAGAUCGAAUUCUCCAAAGCUAUGACAGAGCUCUACAAACCCAUUUCUGGUCGUGCGUCCGACCCAAGUUCAUAUAUCAUUGAAGGAAAUCCGGAAGGAAUCAAGGCGUGCGAGGAAUACGAAGCGAUCGUGCGGGAUUUGCAGGAAUCUCUCUCGCCCGAGCUGGAAAUGAUCGAAACCCGGGUUGUCAGCCCCGCGGAGCAGCUGUUGGUGGUGAUCAAGACGAUCCGUAAGGUUGCCGUGAAGCGAGACCAUAAAAAGCUGGACUAUGACCGGCACAGGAAUACACUGAAGAAACUCCAAGACAAGAAGGACAAGUCACUAAAGGACGAGAAAGCUCUUUACCGGGCGGAAAGCGAUGUGGAACAGGCUACCCAGGAAUACAACUGCUACAACGAUCUUCUCAAGGACGAGCUACCCAAGCUCUUUGCUCUUGAGGCGGAAUUCAUCCGACCGCUAUUCCAGUCCUUUUACUACAUGCAGUUGAAUGUCUUUUAUACAUUGCACGACAAAAUGCAGGGUCUCGAUAUCGGAUACUUCGAUCUGACCCUGGAUGUCGAGGAGGCCUACGAAGCUAAGCGUGGCGAUGUCAGCGAGCGUGCGGAAGCGCUUACCAUUGUCCACUUCAAGACUACUGGCGGCCGUCGCACGAACUCCAAGCUAGCGGCUAAGGACAAACUCGCGAACGAGAAUAAGGGUCGGUUUGGUGCGAAACCCAGCGAUCCCGAUGUUGUCGAAAACCCCCCGCCUCCUUACUCUGCAGGCUCAAGUGGCAGUGCCCUCGCUGCAGCCGCGGCGAAGAAACCCGCACCCCCACCCCCGAAGCCUAAGCCAGCUCGCUUCAGCGCGGCCAUCGAGACGGCGACAGCUUUGUACGACUACGAAGCGCAGGCACAUGGUGAUCUUAGCUUCUCUGCUGGCGAGGUCAUCGAGAUUAUCCAACGGACUAAUAACCAAAACGAGUGGUGGACUGGUCGCGUAAGUGGAAGAGAGGGGCAGUUCCCAGCAAACUAUGUUCAACUCAAUUAGCAAUGAGUAGUUUAUGUUAUUGCUAUAACUUAUUUCUAAUCACUAUUCUUUGCAAAAUUUAUUGUUACCCUUGGGAGUUACGGGAGUCUCAAGCUCCUAGUAGGGCUUCUCACUUUUAUAAAGAACCGCCGGUCAUUUGCCUGCCUUUUUGCAUUGGAGUACCUUCGCGUGAUCAUGACCUUCGCCUGGGUGUGUAUAUAUAUACGUAUAUAUGUAUCUUGUUUAUUUUUAUAACAGCCAAAUGACAAGUAAUGUCAACACGAUUCGUAAC
This is a messenger RNA of Aspergillus ochraceoroseus IBT 24754, 1498 nucleotides long. Its product is annotated as amphiphysin. The transcript has 3 exons. Gene Ontology annotation, biological process: actin cortical patch localization; plasma membrane tubulation; endocytosis. The record is from RefSeq and is a predicted model, not a curated record. Gene Ontology annotation, cellular component: Rvs161p-Rvs167p complex; medial cortex; actin cortical patch. NCBI's taxonomy places the organism in Eukaryota, Fungi, Ascomycota, Eurotiomycetes, Eurotiales, Aspergillaceae. Gene Ontology annotation, molecular function: lipid binding; protein binding. The coding region runs from base 1 to 1227 and encodes 408 amino acids.